GUAGAGUAUACCUACAAUCCACUGGAGUAUGCUUCUGAACUUCAUUGUAUGUUUCUUGAGAGGUUCUUCAAAGCACCAACCAAGCUGUUAUUUGUCGGAAUGAAUCCCGGACCUUAUGGUAUGGCGCAGACUGGGGUACCAUUUGGUGAUGUAAGAUCAGUAUUUAAUUGGAUGAAGAUCAAUGGUUCUGUAAGAGUUCCAAAGAAACAGCACCCCAAGAAACCUGUCCAGGGUUUAAAAUGCACUAGAAAUGAAGUCAGUGGGGAGAGGUUCUGGAGAAUGUUCAGUCAAACCUUAAAUCUGACACCUGAGGAAUUUUUUGAGAACGCUUUCGUUAUUAACGUUUGUCCUCUACUGUUUCUCGACAAGAGUGGCAAAAACAUUGCACUGUCUACACUGCCAGCUAAAUUGAGAAACGAGGUUGAACUGCUCUGUCAUGAGUUGAUGCUGAAAACAUUAGAAAUUCUUCAACCCCAUCACGUUGUUGCCAUCGGCCAGUAUGCCCAUGACCAAAUCAAAAAAAUGUUGAAAAGCGAAUCUCACCUGAUCCCAUCCAAUCCACUGGCCAAUAAGGGAUGGUCAGACAUCGCCAAGAAGCAAUUAUCGGAGAUGGGCGUUCUC
Messenger RNA from Helobdella robusta, 621 nucleotides. RefSeq lists its product as hypothetical. Gene Ontology annotation, molecular function: oxidized pyrimidine nucleobase lesion DNA N-glycosylase activity; single-strand selective uracil DNA N-glycosylase activity. NCBI's taxonomy places the organism in Eukaryota, Metazoa, Annelida, Clitellata, Rhynchobdellida, Glossiphoniidae. The annotation marks the transcript as partial. Gene Ontology annotation, biological process: base-excision repair. The transcript is spliced from 5 exons. The record is from RefSeq and is a predicted model, not a curated record.